Messenger RNA from Paramecium tetraurelia, 813 nucleotides. RefSeq lists its product as uncharacterized. The transcript is spliced from 2 exons. Gene Ontology annotation, molecular function: GTPase activity; GTP binding. The record is from RefSeq and is a predicted model, not a curated record. NCBI's taxonomy places the organism in Eukaryota, Ciliophora, Oligohymenophorea, Peniculida, Parameciidae.
AUGUAGGAAUAUAAACUAAUCAAUACUCGAGAGUUCCCUAAAGGUAAAUUAUUAUCUAAAGAAUGGCAUAUACGAAUUAAGAAUGGUUUUGUGUAUGUAUUUGCUGUUGAUCAUGAUUAGGAUUUUAAAAAGGGGUCUGUAAAAUUAAAUAAUUGCAUACUUGAAACUAAAAUGAAUCGUAAUCUCAAGCUUCCGAUCAAAAUUGAAAACUUGAAAUUUGAGAUAGUUAUAGUAUAAGAUUAAUGUUUUCUGCUGAUGAAUGGAAGGAACGUGGAAGUUUUUGAAAUUUCCUAAAGGGAUUUCCAAAGUGAAAAUCGAUUAUAAAAUCCAAACCUCGACAUUCAAAUUCAAGAAAUGCUCGUGGUUUGCGAUAGUAUCCUGUCAGCUUUAUUUGAUAUGGAUUUCCAUACUCAGUAGCAUCAUAUCAAUGAACAAUUAUCAAAUUUGGAGAUAUUUCUAAAUUAGACCUAGAACUAAGAGUUAAGAGGUCAAAUUUAAGAUAAAAUUGAAUAGUUUAAUUAGAUUCAAUCAUCAAUGGCAUAACAAAUAAACUUUGAAUAAAAUAAACGGUAAGUGAAAAAAUAAAUAGUUAUAAAAGAGAUUAAAGAUUUGAACGAAGAAUAAAAACCUCAAAAACCUGAAAUACAACAGGACACUUGUUGUAUUAUUUGUAUGGACAGAGAGAUUACUCAUGCAUUAAUACCAUGUGGACAUUAGAAGUAUUGUGAAUAGUGUGCUCUUAUGUCUAUCAAUUUAUAGAAGUGUAGUAUCUGUUAAUAGCCAAUAACAGGCAGUAUGAAAAUUUUUCGUUGA